Diaporthe amygdali is the source of this 894-nucleotide messenger RNA. Its product is annotated as O-methyltransferase. Gene Ontology annotation, molecular function: O-methyltransferase activity. The record is from RefSeq and is a predicted model, not a curated record. The transcript is spliced from 4 exons. Bases 1 to 894 code for a protein of 297 amino acids. NCBI's taxonomy places the organism in Eukaryota, Fungi, Ascomycota, Sordariomycetes, Diaporthales, Diaporthaceae.
AUGGCGGACCCCAAGACUUUGAUGGAGCAGUUGAAGUUAUUUCUGGAGAGUCCCGAUGCGCUUGAAGCUGAUGAGGCCCAAAAACAGGAACUCCUGAGACUCAGCCGCAAGACCGCAGCUGCACUGGAGUCGCCUUUUGAAACUCUGCAGAAACUCGUCUACUCCCCGUUGCCGCUUGUGGUUGCGAGGAUAUGUCAAGAUCGCAAUAUUUUCGCCACACUGGUUGCAAAUCAAGACGUUGCGGCUGUCAACUUGGCAACGUUGAUCACAGCAAGCGGACUCCAACCCAGCGUACUUGAGUCGAUCAUGAAUUAUGCAUGCGUGCAAAACAUGAUGGCCGAGGUAUCGCGAGGACAAUAUGUUGUAACCAAGCUGACCCACACGCUGCUCGCACCAGUGUUCGUCGACGGCGUGACCCAUUUCCAUGACAACUGCCUUCCGGAAUUCUACACCUGGAUGGAAACGAUCCCUGUCCAGAAACGGGCCUUCCACAACUUCAUGAAGGAGCAAUACGCCGGCCUGCCGACAUGGCUGGACGUGGUUGAACAAAUUCUGACGGAGCAGGUGCUUGUGUCUACUAUUCGCCAAGUUCUCCACAACUUUGACGAUGCUUCGUGCGUCCGCAUCUUGAAGUCCCAAAUCCCUGCUCUUCGGCCUGAGAGUGUCGUUGUGAUUGACGAUAAAGUCUUGCCCGACGAUAAACCACCGGCUGGAACGCUUGGGGUCGAGUACACGGCCGCGCUGAGCAUCUCAAUCAAGGUGAUGUUUGACGCUCAAGAGAGGCGCGAGACACACUGGCGGGGGUUGUUGGACCAGGCUGGUUUGCAAAUCAAAGACAUUAGGAAAUUCACCAGAUUUGAUGAUGCUGUGAUUAUAGCAGCGAAGAAGGCCUAA